AUGAAGCUCCUCGCAUCAACCGUCCUUAUGGGCGCUGCUGCUGCAUCUAUUGCACCUCAACAACAAGUUCUAAAGAAUCCAUUUCAAUCAGCCUCAAAGCCAAUCUCGGAAGCAUGGUCCAAAUCAAUGGAAUCCUUGAAUCAUCUCACCGAUUCCAUGAAAGAUAUGACCUCGGAAGCCAAAGCUGUUUGGGAUGAAGUUUCAACGCUUUUCCCAGAGGCGAUGGAUAGAGCUACUUUCUUCCAACAACCAAAACCUCACACAAGAAAACCUGAUACCGCUUGGGAUUAUGUUGUCAAAGGCGCAGAUAUUCAAAAUGUCUGGGUUGAGAACUCCAAAGGAGAGAAGGAGCGUGAGAUUGAUGGAAAGCUUGAGAAAUAUAACAUGAGAGCUAAGAAGGUCGAUCCUACGAAGCUUGGUGUUGAUAAGGUCAAGCAAUACAGUGGUUAUUUGGAUGACGAGGAGAAUGAUAAACAUUUGUUUUAUUGGUUCUUUGAAUCUAGAAAUGAUCCUAAGAACGAUCCAGUCGUUCUCUGGUUAAACGGAGGACCAGGAUGUUCUUCUUUGACCGGUCUCUUCCUCGAACUUGGUCCUGCCUCAAUCGACAAGAACGGCAAAUUACACAACAAUCCAUACUCAUGGAACGCAAAUGCUUCCGUUAUCUUCCUUGAUCAACCAGUCAAUGUUGGAUACUCAUACAGUGGUGGAUCUGUCAGCAACACAAUCGCUGCAGGCAAGGAUGUUUAUGCUCUUCUCACCUUGUUCUUCAAACAAUUCCCUGAAUACGCCAAACAAGAUUUCCACAUUGCUGGUGAAUCUUAUGCUGGUCAUUACAUUCCAGUUUUUACACAUGAAAUCUUGUCUCACAAGAAGCGUAACAUCAACCUCAAGUCCGUUCUCAUUGGUAACGGUUUGACUGAUGGACUUACACAAUACGAACACUACAGACCAAUGGCUUGUGGUGAGGGUGGAUACCCAGCUGUUCUCGAUUCUAGUGAAUGUAAAGCUAUGGAUAACGCUCUUCCUCGUUGCCAAAGCUUGAUUCAAAGCUGUUAUGAUAGCGAAAGCGUUUGGUCUUGUGUCCCUGCAAGCAUUUACUGCAACAAUGCUAUGAUGGGACCUUAUCAAAGAACUGGACAGAACGUUUAUGAUAUCCGUGGCAAAUGUGAAGAUAGCAGCAACUUGUGCUACUCUGCUCUUGGCUGGAUCAGCGAUUACUUGAACCAAGCCGCCGUUCAAAAGGAGCUCGGUGUUGAAGUCAGCAGUUACGACAGCUGCAACUUUGAUAUCAACAGAAACUUCCUUUUCCAAGGUGAUUGGAUGCAACCUUUCCACCGAUUGGUUCCAGAUAUCCUCGAGCAAAUUCCAGUCUUGAUCUAUGCUGGUGAUGCUGAUUUCAUCUGCAACUGGCUCGGAAACCAAGCAUGGACUGAAGCUCUUGAAUGGCCUGGACAAAAGGGAUUCAAUGCUGCUAAGACCAAGGAUCUUCAAUUGGAGAAUGGUCACAAGACUGGUACCUUCAAGAGCAGUGGUAACUUUACCUUUGCACGUAUCUUUGGUGCUGGACACAUGGUUCCAAUGGAUCAGCCAGAAGCUUCAUUGGAUUUCCUUAACAAAUGGUUGAAUGAUUAUACUCUAUAG
Messenger RNA from Sclerotinia sclerotiorum 1980 UF-70, 1641 nucleotides. RefSeq lists its product as hypothetical. The record is from RefSeq and is a predicted model, not a curated record. The coding region runs from base 1 to 1641 and encodes 546 amino acids. NCBI's taxonomy places the organism in Eukaryota, Fungi, Ascomycota, Leotiomycetes, Helotiales, Sclerotiniaceae. Gene Ontology annotation, molecular function: serine-type carboxypeptidase activity. Gene Ontology annotation, biological process: proteolysis. The transcript has 3 exons. Gene Ontology annotation, cellular component: fungal-type vacuole.